UUUGUGGAAACGUGCGCGUUAACAGCGGCUUUUGAAAACGCGCUUCUUCAUGUGCGUCACGGCUCAGGCUGUUCGUUUGCUCUCUCGCAACUGGCCUCAUACUGAUAACAGACAACGUGGGCCCAGAAACACAUGAUGAGGAGCCGCGGCGACAAAACAUCAUAAUGGGAGAACUUUGUUUGGUCGGCCCGCUAAUUGGUCCCUGUUAUAAAACGACUGUAAUGCAAAAGUCUGAAAAAACACGACUUUUAUUCUUAAUAUUACAGUUUUUAUUAAUGAAAUUAUCUAAACAUACAUCACUGCCACAUAUUGAUGUAUUUAUUUCUGUUUUAUUCAGCAAUCCAAACAUCAUCCACGUUCAGUAUAGUGUUCAUUAUUUUAAUAGUUUCCAUGGAAACUAUUAAAAUAAUGAUCUUUAAACGGCAGUAAUCGCUUCCAUAUCUCUACUAACAUGUCUCUGCUUUCUGAUAAAAGUGUGUUUGGUUGAACAGGACAAACAGGCCACAUGGCCUCUAACCUACGUACAAAUGAAGGGAAAUUAGUCAUUUAUUUAUUUUUAUCUUUAUAGCUGACUCUCGGGUCAUUUUCACCUUUCCUUUGUGUUUUUCCUCCCCCCGUCAUCAAUCACGGCCCAAUCAUCUCCCGGUGUUAGCUGAAUACAGAAGGAGGGGGGGGGGCAGGCUGUCAUCAAAGGCAGCAGGGUCGCCCUUAUCACCCACCGUCCCCACAGGUGCAGAGCUCAGUCCGCUCUCAGCUAAAAUGACAACAGGAGCUCUGCGCCUCUGGAUCUGCGUCCUCGCCCUCCAGCUGAGAUGCGUGACUCCGCUCGCCAUCCCGCGGUCGGACAGGGAGGCAGCUGGGCGGCGGGACGUGGACGGUUCGGAUGCGACAAAGACCGAGGUGAGCGAGAAGCUGGACGCGCUCUUCCACCUGAGGGAUUUACCCCGAGGUCCGGCGGUGGCUCCUCACAAGAAGGCGCCUCAGUUCAUGUUGGAUCUUUUUAACGCGGUGUCAGUCUCGGAUGGGAUCCCGAAAAGCCAGAAGGACAUUUUGGAAGGAAACAUAGUGCGGAGCUUCGAAGAUAAAGGUCACGCUGGAGAGAGGUUUCAUUUCUUCAACCUGUCGUCUUUCGGCAGAGAGGAGAGAAUGAUCAAAGCGGAGUUCCGCUGGUUCAGAAAGAAGCAGAAGUUUUAUUUGGGAAAGUCAUUUAGGCCUCAUUUCUAUAAGGUGGAUCUGUAUGAGGUGCUGGACAGCAGAGUGAAGCCUUGGAGAGGAAACCUCAUCACAUCCAGACUGGUGCCUCUCUAUACACAGGGAUGGGAAGUCUUCAACGUCACUCAAACGGUAUCUAAGUGGAUCCGUAACAGCCAGGAGAAUAACGGCAUCCUGGUGGUGACCACACUUCCCUCUGGUAACUGGAUGGAGUCGGUGGUGUCCUCGUCAAAGCAAAACAGAGAGCCGACAGACACAAACUCCUACCUGGUCAUAUUCUCAGAUGAUGGGAGGACAGGAGCAUCAAACCAGUCAUACCUGGGGCAAGCUCAGCCUGCAGCAGCAGCACCUGAGCGCCACGACCACCGCAGCAGGAGGCGACGUGCGUCUCCAGGUUUCUUAGCCCAAAGCCACUCCCAGCCCUGCCAGCGGGUCCCCCUCUUUGUUGACUUUGAGGAGAUCGGCUGGUCGGGCUGGAUCAUCUCUCCCCGGGGAUAUAACGCCUACCACUGCAAAGGCUCCUGCCCGUUCCCGCUGGGGGGCAGCCUCAGAGCGACCAACCACGCCACGGUGCGCUCCAUCAUGCACGCACUCAAGCUGUCUAGCGACGAAGUGGGAGCGCCCUGCUGUGUGCCGGACAGACUGCAGUCCAUCAGUUUGUUAUAUUUUGAUGACGAGGAGAACGUGGUUUUGAAGCAGUACGACGACAUGGUGGCGUUAAGCUGCGGCUGUCACUGAUUGGUUGCACUCUUUAACACUGGGACAAUGAGGGAUGGGGAGGUGAUGGUUUGUUCGAGUUGAUUAAAACACUGUAUUUUUGUGCAUAUGUUUAAAUAUUGUAUUAUUUUGAG
This is a messenger RNA of Lates calcarifer (barramundi perch), 2063 nucleotides long. RefSeq names its product bone morphogenetic protein 2. The record is from RefSeq and is a predicted model, not a curated record. Bases 760 to 1950 code for a protein of 396 amino acids. Gene Ontology annotation, biological process: SMAD protein signal transduction. Lineage: Eukaryota; Metazoa; Chordata; Actinopteri; Centropomidae. Gene Ontology annotation, cellular component: extracellular region. Gene Ontology annotation, molecular function: cytokine activity; growth factor activity. The transcript is spliced from 5 exons.